AUCAAAGCUAGCUUUAACAAAAGAUGAAGAAAACACGUCGAGAUCUUCAUCAGUAGAUAGUUUAAGACGUGACCAUAAUCGUACAAUGGAUGUUAUGGGUAGGAAUGCCGAUACUUCACAAAUAACAGACACCAAAAAGGAGACUAGAAAGUUAGAAAGAGAUCGUUUUGUACCGAACCGUGCAGCUUUAGAAGCUAACAACACGAUUGAUGCUGAUAACGAUAUCGAGCAUGAUCCACCUUUACUCACUAAUGAGUUUGACAAAGACGUUGUUGGUAAUAAUAAGCGUAUUUUCGCUUUUGCGGAACCACCACCAAGCUCAAGUUCUGGCGUUCAUUCGACCGAUAUCAGAUUAAAUUUGUCUAAGUCUACUCAGUCUAGAGGAAAUCAAUCAUCUCAAAAGAGUUUGAAUACUCAGAAGCGCAAUUUAUCAAAGUUGAAACCAGAUCGUGUUUUAGAUGCACCUGGUUUAGUUGAUGAUUUUUAUUAUAAUUUAUUGAGUUGGUCUUCAACCAAUUUAUUAGCUGUUGGUAUUGGUGCUAGAGUUUUUGUUUGGAACGCAGACGAUGGUAGCGUUAAAGAAAUAUGUAAUGGCGAAGAUAGUAACAGUGGUGAUCUACAAUCCUUAAAAUGGACGGAGGAUGGUUCAUAUUUAGCUACGGGUUGGGCCGAUUCUUCUAUACAGAUUUACGAUAUUGAAACUGGAAAAAGAUUACGUAAAAUGGCUGGACAUGCAUCAAGAAUUGGUGUUUUAUCAUGGUCUCAACAUAUUUUGGCAUCCGGUUCGAAGUCUAGUCAAAUUCAUCUACACGACGUUAGAGUACAGCAACAUAAAGUAGGUGAAUUGAAUGGACAUGCUUCAGAAGUCACAGGUUUAGCGUGGAAGCCACUUGAAGGUUACAGUCUUGCUAGUGGUGGUAACGACAAUGUCGUAAAUUGUUGGGAUUGGAGAGUCGCAACAAGUAGUUCAGAUCCAGCUCAAGGUAGGAACACAGAACCAAGGUGGAGCAAAAGAAAUCACGAAGCAGCAGUAAAAGCACUUGCGUGGUGUCCAUGGACACCAUCUUUAUUAGCUUCUGGCGGUGGAACAGGUGAUCAUACUAUACACUUCUGGCAAUCUGCUACAGGUGCAAGAUUAAAUUCACUUAAAUUGGAUUCUCAAGUAACUGGAUUACACUUUUCACAUCACACGCGUGAAAUAUUAUCAACACACGGAUUCCCGGAGAAUAAUAUUCAAGUACAUUCAUACCCAUCGCUAGCUAACGUGGGAGCAUGGCCAGCUCAUGAUGCAAGAGUAUUGCAUUCAGGUUUAUCACCAGAUGGUACGAUGCUUGCAACAGGAGCAGGUGACGAAGCGUUGAAGUUCUGGAAAGUUUGGGAAUCAAAGUCUGGAUCAGCAACGACGAAGAAAGAUAGCAUGAGUAUAACUGAAAGAGGCGGUAACAAGAGCGGAAAUAUUAGAUAGACUAUUAAUUGUAAUCCAUAAAAUUUAUACAUAAAUUUAUAAAUUUAUUAUUUA
Wallemia mellicola CBS 633.66 is the source of this 1519-nucleotide messenger RNA. Its product is annotated as WD40 repeat-like protein. Gene Ontology annotation, molecular function: protein binding; anaphase-promoting complex binding; ubiquitin ligase activator activity. Lineage: Eukaryota; Fungi; Basidiomycota; Wallemiomycetes; Wallemiales; Wallemiaceae. Gene Ontology annotation, biological process: positive regulation of ubiquitin protein ligase activity; positive regulation of anaphase-promoting complex-dependent catabolic process; anaphase-promoting complex-dependent catabolic process. The transcript has 4 exons. Gene Ontology annotation, cellular component: anaphase-promoting complex. The record is from RefSeq and is a predicted model, not a curated record. The coding region runs from base 86 to 1465 and encodes 459 amino acids.